UGCAACGACACAUUCGGUGUGCGGUAAAAUUAAGCGGUUGUGAACGACUUUGAAUAGAAUGCAGCAUGAGCCAUGUGUGUGGCAGGACUUCUAUAAGAAGGAAAAGUCAACAAUUUUCAACAAGAAACAAAAACAACAGAUAAAAAGUGUUGCUUUGCAAAAAGAUUCAGUGCUCUUCCCAGAUAUUCAACCCACUACAGUAAGGCAAAUGAGGAGAAAAAAAUGAAACGACUGAAGACCCGCAAGGAGAGGAGUCAAAUAAGAGGUGGCUGGAAAGAGACUUCAAAGAUCAAGUCAAAUCACCAUCAUCAUCGCCACCGUCAUUGCCAAAGCAACAUAGACAUGGCACAUUUGCAUAACUGCUGUCGUUCUAGUUGCCAUUGUUCUUCAAGGAGAAAUCCACCAUUUCCAAGUGUUGUGCGCUCUGUGCAGGAGCCCAGUAUCAUCACAGACGGCCGCCUGACAGGACACCAUGGCCUGUUUAACCAUGAGGUGAAGUCUAUUGAUUUUGAACGCUUGUUAAGUGAACAGCCAAAACUGGAGGAACAAAGAAAAGAAAAGAACACUGUAAUUUCACAUUCAUCUUCAGCAUCGCACAAUUCUGCUUCACUGUCUACUGAUGGUUUGUUGGGAGCUGAUACAGAUGUUGGGAGCUGUGUGCCAUUCAAAAAAAAUACAGACCCUGCUUCAAAAGCCCACACUGACUGCCAAGAGAAGGAAAAGAAAAACAUCCAGUUUGAGUCAAAGCAGUCAGAUGUCACAACAGAGGAGAAACCACAACAACAACUCGCUCUUUCAUGUGGAAGUUUUCAAAGCAGCCACUGGUCUAAACACAGCUUCCUCGAUGUACUAACAACAGAAACCAAGUGGGCAUGUGUCAUGUCUGAAAACAGCAGAGAAUCACUGCUGACUCCAGUUGUUGACAGAGACGAUAUUAAGACUUUCAACACAAAUGUAAAGAAACGUGUGAUUUCUACUCUUGUGCAAACCCCAAAGAACCAGGAGCCCCCUGUUCAGCAGAUACAGACUCAUGGUCUCACCACAAGCCCACUUAAACUCUCCAGUUCAGCCGCUACUAACAGCUGUGAGAUACAGGACAGAACACAAGAUCCAGAGUAUGUAACGAAGUUUGUCAGUGCAGUAGCAGCACGUUUGUUUCAACGUUUGAAGCUUCCGUUGAUCAGUAGGAGAAACCUGCUGUCAGAGAGCAGGGAGGUUCUGUUAAACUCUCUGAGGGAAACACAUGGACCGUGGCUUCAAGAGAACCUCCUUAGACUUCAGCAACAUCGUAGCUUUGCUGUGCAUCCCACAAAGAAAGACCAAGAUCAUGAUCAAGAGCCAAGCAGGAAAAAUGAAGAGAAUCUCUUUGCCGCAGAUAUCUCUUUUAAUAUGCCAGCAAAUAGACAUUCCAGCUGGAAGACCAGUCUGCAGCCACACUGCAGUCAAAAACAGGUUACUGAGUGGCUGGCGAGCCCUGCGGAUAUGGCCGACAGUGUUUUGGAUGAUAUCCUCAGACCAAGUCUCUCUCCUCCAUUGUUCAUGAACCUUCAGACCUGUGAAGCUCCAGAAAGCAUUUUGUUUGCUCCUUCUACCACUUUAUGCCAGAGAGAAGUGGCUUCUGUACCUGAGAACUGGCAAGAUGGUUUAAACUGGUCAAAGAGCAAAAAUUCAGCUAUGUUUGGUUCUUUUGAAAAUAGCUUCAUGGACCAAUCCAGCUUAUUUGGAAAUCAGAGCCUACAGUACUCUGACAGCAACUCCCAGCCCUCUUUUCCUUACCAAUCACAGCUGCCAGAUACAUACGCAGGAGAGCCAAUGCACAUUGCCCAGCAGGAAGACCCAUUUGGAACUGACAUGUACUCUUGUGUUCCCUCUUUUGCUGCCCCAGUUCACCAUCAGAGCAGCCAUUUCCAACCUUCAAGCCAGUUCAGUCACGCUUCAGCUUGUUCUCUGAAGUCCCAGCACACUGAUAUUAUGCACUACCCUCCAUCAUUCAUUCUUGAGAGAGACCCUGCACCUUCCCUUUCUGCUUUCCUGAGCCCUGAGCAGUGGUCCUUCCCUCCUAUGAGACUGUACUAAUGUGUGGUAAAGCUCUCCAUAGAAGCAUGGCUAUCAAUAUUUCUAUGACUGAUUCAAGUACAAUUCUCCCUUAAUUUAUGCACUUCAAGGUUUUUGUUUAGUCAGUGAUAAACAUGUUAUGUUCCCAUAUGAAUAUAACCAUAGCAUUAAGCAUAGAUGCAAUAGCUAUCCUCUGAAGAGUAACCUGUCUUUUUCUAUUGUCCUGUUUUUGCUGAGUUAAGUAGCCUUUGAUUAUGCAUCAUUUCAACCUUUU
Messenger RNA from Pelmatolapia mariae (spotted tilapia), 2329 nucleotides. RefSeq lists its product as uncharacterized. NCBI's taxonomy places the organism in Eukaryota, Metazoa, Chordata, Actinopteri, Cichliformes, Cichlidae. The transcript is spliced from 4 exons. The coding region runs from base 223 to 2076 and encodes 617 amino acids. The record is from RefSeq and is a predicted model, not a curated record.